Messenger RNA from Cydia splendana, 2268 nucleotides. Its product is annotated as xaa-Pro aminopeptidase 1. The transcript is spliced from 12 exons. Bases 151 to 2268 code for a protein of 705 amino acids. The record is from RefSeq and is a predicted model, not a curated record. NCBI's taxonomy places the organism in Eukaryota, Metazoa, Arthropoda, Insecta, Lepidoptera, Tortricidae.
CCACCACCUCCGGGCUUCACACCAUUCCCACCAGAAUCAAAUCCACUUGUUUAUCCCGCUAACUCAUAACGAUAGUGACUUCGGUAACUUUAGGUAUAAUUUGGAUAACGAUGACCGAGUGAUUCAGUUUAACGUGCCGGUCAACGCGAGAUGCAUCUCUGGAAGAUACAGCUUUUGUUCACCAUCUGCCUGGCAGCAUGUCACGGCGCGCUCCGUACCCCCAACGUGACGACCACGACCCUCGCGCCAACGCUACCCACCCUACCCCCCGCCCCUACCGAGAGCCAGCAACCCUCCAUCACGUGCCCUGAUGACGUCAGCACGAGCCCGCUGCAGCGGUUGAGGAGAGCCAUGAGGGAUACAAUGUAUACUCAAAUGAGCAACUUCUUUGAUGCGUUCCUGGUAUUCUACAGCGAUGAGCAUUUGAGCGAGGAACCGCCAGCGGACGAGCGACGCCUUCAAUACAUCAGCGGAUGGGACGGAGCAGGCACGGCCGUAGUCCUUGCACAAGGCGAGGCGGCAGUCUGGGUGUCAAGUGGUGAUGUGGGAAGAGCAAGAGCUUCGCUGUCCUGCUCGUGGCUGGUCAUAGAUGCUGAUGACUCCGGCCAGCCUAGUAUCGCUGAGUGGAUUGCGACCCGCAUCGGCCACACCGGUCGCGUCGGCGCCGACGCGCGCCUCGUCUCCAUAACCGAGUGGUCAGCUUUAGCCACGGGCUUGCAACCAAGCGGCAUAUCUCUGGUCCACGUGCCGACGUUGCUAGACCAGCUGUGGAACGAGGAAACGGAGCCGGAGCGACGGAGGCCUGAGCCUUCGAGGAUCGUGGCUAGCUUGCAUCAGAGCGAUUGCACAGGCCUCAGUUGGCGAGAUAAAGUAUCGUUCGUGCGCAACGAGCUCCGCGUGCUCGGAGCCGACGCGAUGGUGGUGACCGCUCUCGACGAGGUAGCUUGGCUGUUGAACGUACGUGGAAGAGACUUGCCCUACGCACCACUGCUGAAGGCCUUCGUCGUUGUCAGCACGAGGGACCUGAAGGUGUACGUGCCGCAGGGCAAACUGUCCAUGCCGGUGCGCGAGGCGCUGGCGGUCUACAACUGCCCGGUUCAUAACAACAACUGUACCAGCAUAAAAGACUACUCCAUGAUCUACACGGACCUCCGCCGCAUCACAGACGCCAAGGUCCUCAUUCCCUCCGGAGGAACGUUCCAGAAAGGCGCCUCGGCCGCCAUAGCCCAGAGCGUGCCGCGGGCGCGUGGCUUCUACGUGCUGUCGCCAAUUAUAUACCUGAAGGCACAGAAGACGAACGCCGAAGUGAAGUGUAUGAGGAAGGCGCAUUUGAGAGAUGCUGUUGCGAUGUGCACGCUGAUCAGUUAUCUGCAGGGAAUGGUAAAGGGCCAGUCCGAGAUCUCCGUAGCCAUGAAAGUGGACGUAACUCGUGCCACGCAGGCCAACUACGUGGGGCCGGCGAUGCGGACGCGCGUGGCGUUCGGCGCGAGCGGCGCCGACCCUGACUACCGCGCCACGUUGCAGUCGAACAGACAGGUGUUCAGCAAUACUACGCUUGUGAUACAGUCCGGCGGACAGUACAUAGAGGGCACAACCUUAGUGACCCGCACGCUCCACUACGGCCACCCCAACCUCAGCGAGCGGCGCGCCUAUACAACAGUUCUCCGGUCGCUCGCGGCUCUAUCAACCCUGCAGCCGCCGUCGGCGCUGCCGGCCGCGCACGCCGACCCCGUCGCGCGCGCGCCGCUGUGGGCCGCAAGGCAGGACUACCUGCGGCCCACGGGCUACGGCGUUGGUGCAGCCAAUCAUCGAAAAGAAGACCCCGUGGUCAUCGACUAUAGACAAGACAAGAACCUGUACACAUUGGCGGAAGGAUACUUUAUCACUGUCGAGCCCGCAUGGUACGAGCCGGGCAAGUUCGGGAUCUGUCUGGGGAACAUACUGGAAGUGGGAGCCAAGUCCAACGAAUACUUGUACUUCACUGAGGCUACUUUGGUGCCGUUCGAGCGGAACCUUAUCGAGAUGUCCAUGCUCACAGAGUAUGAGCUAACCUGGUUGAACAACUACAACAAGCGGAUCCGCGACGUGGUCGGUCCCGAGCUGAAGGCGCAGGGCCUCACCGACGUCUACUACUGGAUGAUGAACAAGACCGUCCCCUACCCCCUGCCCUCUAAACAGACCAAGUGUAAAACCAGCGCUGCGAUAAGAAAGCCCGGGCUUUCUCUUGUCAUAGGGGGGGUUGUUUGUGUUGUUAGUAUAAUUUUAUAA